UUUACAAUUCCAACUUUCAUUUCAUUCAUUGUCGUGUGUUUUUGACCGGAGCCGGACAUAUUUAUUUUAGUUUUAUUAAAAAUAUUUACUUCCGGUUCUAUCCUAGGUGGUGCUGCUGCCGUACGUCAUUUCCAAAUUCCUCCAAUCCUACACGCUCCUUCACGUAUACGACCUCGUUUCGAUCACCAUCAAAUUCCCAAAACACAGGUGCUAUUUCUUUCUCUCAAUUUUCCUCUCAAAAUCUUCCAAUAUUCAAUCCGAAACUCUCAUUCCCAUCAUGAUCAUGUCAAUGGCAGCUUCUGCAGACUCAUGGGUGAAGGAAUACAAUGAAGCAGUAAAACUUGCCGAUGAUAUCAAUGGCAUGAUUUCUGAACGUAGUUCAUUGCCUGCAACAGGACCAGAUGCUCAGCGUCAUGCAUCUUCUAUACGGAGGAAGAUCACAAUAUUAGGGACUAGACUUGAUAGCUUACAGUCCCUUUUGUCAAAGAUUCCUGGAAAGCAGCCCAUAACGGAGAAAGAGAUGAAUCGUCGCAAGGACAAUCUUGCAAAUUUGAGAUCAAAAGUUAACCAGAUGGCUUCAACAUUAAACAUGUCAAAUUUUGCUAACAGAGACAGCUUGAUUGGCCCAGAAAUAAAGCCAGCUGAUGCUGUGAGCAGAACAGUUGGCUUGGACAACUCUGGCCUUGUCGGGCUUCAACGACAAGUUAUGAAAGAGCAAGAUGAGGAUCUUGAGAAGUUGGAGGUGACUGUAGUAAGUACAAAACAUAUUGCAUUGGCAGUCAACGAAGAACUUGACCUUCACACUAGGCUGAUUGAUGACUUGGACCAACAUGUGGAUGUUACAGACUCCAGGUUACGGCGGGUGCAAAAGAAUUUGGCUAUUUUGAACAAGCGCACCAAAGGUGGCUGCUCUUGCAUGUGCCUGCUUUUGUCAGUUAUUGGGAUCGUGGUUCUGGUUGCUGUCAUAUACUUAUUGAUCAAAUAUUUGUAAUAACAACAAUGGCAAUCACUGCUUUCUUUUUGUAUUAUGUGGUUCUUGGUGUGAAUUGGCUUUUGUUGCUCCUGUCAUGGUUGUUAACAAUAUUUGGCUUCCGUGUUUUCCUUUGGUGAUUUUUUGUUUGCGAAAUGCAAUUGGUGAGGUGUUAAGAUGCUUUUGUAAAUCGCAUUUGUAAUCGGCCUAUUUGUAUAUUUAUCUUUUCUUGCCUAUUUUGCACAAUGAGGAAAGAAAGAAGCAUUUAUCAUGCUACUAUAUCCAUUGGCGAA
This is a messenger RNA of Quercus robur (English oak), 1263 nucleotides long. RefSeq names its product syntaxin-51-like. Gene Ontology annotation, molecular function: SNARE binding; SNAP receptor activity. Gene Ontology annotation, biological process: intracellular protein transport; vesicle fusion. The transcript is spliced from 6 exons. Gene Ontology annotation, cellular component: SNARE complex; endomembrane system. The record is from RefSeq and is a predicted model, not a curated record. Lineage: Eukaryota; Viridiplantae; Streptophyta; Magnoliopsida; Fagales; Fagaceae. Bases 278 to 991 code for a protein of 237 amino acids.